This is a messenger RNA of Trypanosoma brucei brucei TREU927, 2844 nucleotides long. RefSeq lists its product as hypothetical. Gene Ontology annotation, biological process: iron-sulfur cluster assembly. Gene Ontology annotation, cellular component: cytosolic [4Fe-4S] assembly targeting complex. Lineage: Eukaryota; Euglenozoa; Kinetoplastea; Trypanosomatida; Trypanosomatidae. The record is from RefSeq and is a predicted model, not a curated record. The coding region runs from base 1 to 2844 and encodes 947 amino acids. The transcript has a single exon.
AUGUCUGUUGAGGAAGUUGAUACAUUACUUCAAGGUGUUGUUACGUGCGGGACUAACGCUGAUGAAGUGGCGCUUGAAAAGCUUCGCGAAAUCCCUCUUCUGCAAUUAUCGCGCAUGAUGGGUAAAUACCUCACAGGAGAAGAGCACGUUGUAAAUGCAGUCCGUGUUCUGGGGCUUGCUACAGUGAAUCGGCGCGACCGCACAAUUGAAGAGGUCGAUGUUAUGCUGAGGUUUUUCUCCAGAAAGCUCUCUUCAAUGCAAACGAUCGCGGUUGCUGUGGAAUCUACGGCCCUUCUUGUCAGAGAGCUGUCAUCAGAGGGGCCAUGUACCAGUGACGUUUUCAACGUUUUACACACUGAGUUUUUGCAGAGCUUCAGUUUGCAAGCCCUCCCGACCAACGUCCGGAGUUGGGGGUACGACGUUCUUCGCUUUACUGUUACAAAAGAGACCGCAACGUGGUUCACCACCCCCUUUCUUCAAGUUGUCCUAAAAUCUAUGGAUGAGGAAAAUGAACCGGAGUUACUAAUGCGUGCGCUUGAGUUACAUCACAUAAUUGCCUCUUAUGCGAGAGAAGAUGCCAUGCAACCCUUGCUGGAGGAGUAUUUUGACAGUAUUUCUAGUUAUUUCCCGGUGGUAUUUUCACAACCACCCGGAUGUAAGGUGUCGAAAGAGGAUUUGCGGCGUGUCCUGUCGGCAUGCAUGACGCAUCCCUUGUAUUUGAACAUUUGUGUCCCAUUUCUGUUGUCAAGAAUGGCGUCCCCAUCCUCUGUUGUUAAGCAGGAAUCCACGAAUGCGCUUUUAAACAUUUUCUCGUUGGAUUCGAGUCACACCACCGAGAGUUUGUGCCCGCAUGUGGUUUCUGUGACAAAUCACAUAAGGAACGAAGUCGUCCGAGCAGUAUCACUCGGGUCUGGGGAAUGUGAGCCGUACGUUAAGGACUGCGUACACGUAUUGAAGUUCAUCUCCAAAAGAGCGCAGGAUGUUUCGUUAUCAAUCGUCCGCUCGUGGCUAGAGCCAAUGACGAGUGGCGCACUGGCUAGUUUGAGGUCGGGACCAGCUGUGUGUUCCGCCUAUGCAACUAUGUUCUAUCACCUUGUCAGCAGUAGCACAUGCUGCGGUGCGGCCACUGUGCAGUGCUUUUUGCUGCAGCUACUGUCGAAUACGCGGGAGGAUAGUUUUGAAGUCGACGAUGCGGUCCUCAUCAUUUCCGCCAUACUUAGUGGGAUUUUCGAUGCGGGUAAUGGUGGCGAAUGUGGAAAGAGGCCGCCCCCACAGCGUGAUGUUAAAGAAGGUCUCGAAACCGUGAGUGAGAAAUUGUUUCAACUUGUGGAGAAGUUGACCUUGUCACUGCAAAAGGCUGACGCAUCUUCUGUGCAUGUAAGGUGCGAGUUGCUUGCAUCGCUGGUUACCCUUGCAGCAUGGCUUCCACACUGGAUGCCCGAUGACACAGUUCUACUCAUCUACAAGAGACUUAUAGCACUUUGUCUCUGUGGAGAUGAGGAAGUCGGCAACAGGGUUGUGAAGCAUAUCUCACGCAUUGGCUCUGUCGAGGGAAAUUUACUGAAUGUUGCGCUGUUGGACAUGCCUGCUGACAUAAAUCCCACAGCAGCCGGUAUUCUUACACUCUACAAAGGCUUGUUAGGGUCGCAGGCCUCUUUAUCACUAGCUGCCACAAAAUCACUGUUAGAAUGUCCAGAAGGUUUGUUCGGAUUUACCCUUACCGAAAGGGAUGUUUUUUCCUUGUGUCGCUCCAGUCUCUCUGCGCACGCGGACUACUCUACCGAAGAUAUUCGUUGCCUUCUGCUUUUGACCAAAAAGAGGAAUUCUGUGGCAAGCUUUGACUAUCUGUGCGAUUUGCUCCUGCUGCUUCCCAUUGCUUUCGUUCCAUCUGUGCUUCAGGAGGUGGGGGGAGAGCAAUGGGGUGUAUUGACAGCUUCUCUAGUUUCAUGUUUUGACAUGGAUGUCCUGGGUGCUUCGGAUCACAUAGAACAUUGGAUGUGCGAAGUUUUGGAUGCAAUGCGCAGCACACCGACAGAUGUAUUAACAAUGCAGAGUGUGUCAUUACUGUGUGCGCGGGUGCCCGGUGUCGCAGGUCGCUUUCUCGAAGCAGCGAAGCGGUUGAACCCAACCACGCAGCUCGCGGCGCGGGCAGCUGUUGCUCGUGGCCUGCUUGCUUGUGGUGUGGCAGAAGGCGGGAUUAUUGAACUAAUCAUCGAAGAAAUUACCAACUCCCUUCGCAGUGGAUACGUACAGGAUUGUUACGUUGAUAUACUGACGGGAGUGUUCGUGUUCUGUUAUCAAGGGUGCAGAAAAACCACGACCCUCAUUUUGCCUCUGGUGCAUGCUGCCACGAGGGGCAGCAAACCCGUUUCACUCGAGUUGCUGAGAGUUGUUGCAAAACUCCUCCAGGAUGUGUCACCCACUUGUGGGUUGGAGUGGGGUGACAUCGUCGAAUUUUCCCGAAGAGUGUCGAAGCCACUGAAUGAAGAGUUUGUCAACGAGCUUGUGGAGCUGCUCGACCUUGCUUUGUCUCAGAUGGACCCGAAGAAUGUGUUGGUAGAGGCACUUUUAGGAACCGACGACCUUCUGCCACUGGUGCUGAGUGGUGUUAGAUCACCAUUACUUAAGGUGCGGUGUACCUCGCUGCGUCUAUUGAGUGAGGCAGCCUUGUUUGUCAUGCAGUUUUCAUCAGAGAAUGGUGACAGCGGCAACUCCUACAUGAGCAGCGCGUUGCAGGUAAGAGACGAAGUUCUUCAUGUGUCUCAGGUGGCAUUGAAUGAUCACAAGCGGAUGGUACGACGUAGUGCCGCUCAGUGCCGGCAUCAGUGGUAUAAAUUAAAGUAG